AUGAAGACUAAAAAUCCAGUAAACGUUAAACGAAGUGCGGAUCCAGUUUUCCAUGGACAUCCGAAAACAAGAGAAGAAAUUUGGCAUGAAAAUUUUUUGCAAAAACGUACAACUUUCGACCAAACAUCGUCACUAAUUAAUUUAAUUUAUAAUAUAACAUUGACAUAUUUCAAUGAUUGUACACCAGUGAUUCUAUAUGAUGAUCAAAUAAAGGCCAGCGGGAACUAUUUAUUUCAAAACCUUUUCAAAAAUUUUCCUGUCUCAUUUAUGCAUGGUUACAUAAAUGAAAAAGAUUACUUGAAAGAGCCAAAGUUGCUGCAACCCAGAAGAAACUGCCAUCAUUUUAUAGUUUUCCUGACUGAUGUUAUGAGAAGUGCUAAUGUUUUCGGUAAGCAAUCGGAAAGCAAAGUUAUUGUGGUCGCGAGGUCUUCACAAUGGGCUGUUCAAGAGUUCCUUGCAGGACCUAUGUCAAAAUUUUUAGUAAAUCUACUUAUAAUUGGGCAAAGUUUUAAAGAUAACGAAAAUACGGAAGCUGCGUACAUAUUAUACACUCAUAUUCUAUAUACAGACGGAUUGGGUGCUAGCAAACCAUUAAUAUUGUGUUCUUGGAGUCACGGUAAAUUUUCACGAAAAGUUAAUUUAUUCCCAUCGAAAAUGACGAAUGGCUACGCUGGUCACAGAUUUUUAGUUGCUGCUGCAAAUCAACCUCCCUUUGUAUUUAGGAGAAUUGAAACUGAUUCAGAUGGUGGAAAUCCAAGAGUCGUUUGGAAUGGUAUUGAAAUAAAAAUUCUUAUCAUGCUAGCAGAAAGGAACAAUUUCUCUAUCGAAGUAGUUGAACCUCGGGACCUUCAUUUAGGUUCUGGUGACGCCGUAGCUAAAGAGGUAACUUCAGGUCGAGUUGAUAUCGGCAUAGCCGGAAUGUACAUAACAAAAGAAAGAGCUCGUGAUAUGGAUGUUAGUUUCUCGCAUUCUCAAGAUUGUGCCGCAUUUAUAACCUUAACCUCUACUGCUCUUCCUCGGUACCGAGCAAUACUUGGUCCAUUUCAUUGGCAUGUCUGGGUCGCUCUUACGUUUACUUACUUAAUUGGUAUAAUCCCUUUGGCUUUCUCAGACAAACAUACGUUACGUCAUUUGAUUCAUAAUAAAGGAGAAAUUGAAAACAUGUUUUGGUAUGUCUUUGGGACGUUCACUAAUUGUUUUACCUUUGUCGGUGAAAAUUCUUGGAGUAAAACAACAAAAAUAACUACAAGAUUAUUAAUAGGAUGGUAUUGGUUAUUUACAAUCAUUAUAACGAGCUGUUACACAGGUUCAAUUAUAGCAUUUGUAACUUUACCAAUAUUUCCGGAGACAGUAGAUACGAUAUCACAACUUCUGGCGGGAUUUUAUCGUGUUGGAACUUUAGAUCAUGGUGGUUGGGAAAGGUGGUUCUAUAAUUCGUCGGAUCCCUUAACUAAUAAACUUUUGAAGAAAUUGGAAUUUGUACCUGAUGUGAAAACUGGUAUUCAGAACACUACUAAGGCAUUUUUCUGGCCGUACGCAUUCUUGGGAUCACAAUCGGAGUUGGAAUAUAUUGCAAAAGCGAAUUUUACAAAAGCGGAAUCGAAACGUUCUCUUCUUCAUAUAUCUAAUGAAUGUUUCGUACCAUUUGGUGUUAGCAUGGGUUUUCCAAACAAUUCUUUAUAUGGAGCAAAAUUAAGUAAAGAUAUCAGUAGGAUGGUACAAAGUGGUAUUAUAAACAAAUUGAUUGAUGAAGUUCGAUGGGAGAUACAGAGGACAAAAUCAGGAGGAUUAUUAUCAGUAAUACAUAGCCCAAUAAAGAUAAACUCAAUUGAAGAAAAAGGCUUAACAUUGGAAGAUACGCAAGGUAUGUUUCUCUUACUAGGCGCUGGUCUUCUUAUAGCGGCCACUGCUCUUUUAUCUGAAUGGAUGGGAGGAUUUACAAAAAGAUGCCGUAAUAUAGGCAAAAAAAUUACGUCAACGAAGAACUCCAAGAACCUUCCUAAAACGCCUAGAACUUCUGCGAAGAGGGUAGUACUGAAAAACGAUGGUGCCGAAAGUAAAUUAGGUUUAAAUGAAAGACCUUUAAGUUAUGAUUCCGAUAAUACUUGUGAUGGUCAAAUUAUAACUAUAACCCAGGAAAGUAUAAUAAUACACAACGAUUGUAAAGAAGGUUGGGAUUCUAACCGAUCCAGUUUGAUUGAUUUAGAUUAUGAAAUACAAGAAGUUUUUGAAAAGGAUAAACUUACAGGAACAAGGUCAGAUGAAAUAAAUAGAAACAAUACCGCAUCAAAAGGAGCAUUUGGAGAUAUUGUUGAUACCAAAUCUUAA
Nymphalis io (European peacock) is the source of this 2328-nucleotide messenger RNA. RefSeq names its product ionotropic receptor 21a (gene Ir21a). The transcript is spliced from 9 exons. Gene Ontology annotation, molecular function: ligand-gated monoatomic ion channel activity. Gene Ontology annotation, cellular component: membrane. The record is from RefSeq and is a predicted model, not a curated record. NCBI's taxonomy places the organism in Eukaryota, Metazoa, Arthropoda, Insecta, Lepidoptera, Nymphalidae. The coding region runs from base 1 to 2328 and encodes 775 amino acids.